GUAUAUUCAAAGUGUGAGUGGAAACUGAUAGUUUUGACGAAUAAGCAAGGAUGGCGCAACAAAUGAAUCAAGAGAAAGGAAAGACAUCUGUUGUAAACAUCAGAAAGUUCAGUCUGAAGAAAAUGGGGUACAAAGACUUGGAGGAUUGGCUGAGGAAUCCUGAUCACGUGUACAUAGGGAGGGACAUGACACAUUACGUGCCCGGGGCAAAGGGCAGCAAAUGGGGGAACCCCCUUAAAUCAAAGCAGUGUGGGAGAGAAGAAAGUGUUCGUAAAUACAAAGAGUACAUAGAAACUGACAGGGAAAUUCGUGACAACGGCAGAACGCUGUACGAUUCGCUGGAGGAACUGAGGGGCAAAACUCUGGGGUGCUGGUGUUACCCGGAACGAUGUCACGGCAACGCUCUAAUGGAAUUAUUGGAGGAGACGUCCAAGUGACAUUUUAUACAUUUGUCCAUGUUGAAUGGAAUGAAGAG
This is a messenger RNA of Saccostrea cuccullata (small rock oyster), 475 nucleotides long. RefSeq lists its product as uncharacterized. Bases 51 to 437 code for a protein of 128 amino acids. The transcript is spliced from 2 exons. The record is from RefSeq and is a predicted model, not a curated record. Lineage: Eukaryota; Metazoa; Mollusca; Bivalvia; Ostreida; Ostreidae.